CUACAGGAGGAGCUCACACCCAUUGUAGGCUGGCUCCCCAUCCUCCACCGGCUCUAAUGGCGCUCCCAGACGAAAUCCUGGAGGAGAUCUUCCUCCGCCUGACCGCCCCCGCCGACCUCGCGGCCUGCGUCUCCUUCCGCGGCGUCAUCACCGGCCACCCCUUCCUCCGCCGAUUCCGCACCCUCCACCCGCCGCCUCUCCUCGGCAUCCUCUGCGACGGCCUAAUCCCCGCCCGACCGCCCCACCCUUCCGCCGCCGCGGCGGCCACCUUAGCCGACGCCGACUUCUCCUGCUCCUUCCUCCCCCCGUCCCGGGACCGCUGGUGCCGCCUCGACGGCCGCGCCCUUUUCACCCCCCGCCUCCAGGGGAGCGGCGUCGUGCGCGACGGCACGUACGACGCCUGGGAUCUGGUCAAGGAGUUCGCCGUCUGCGACCAGCUGCACCGCCGCUACCUCCUGCUACCUGUCCUCCCCGACCACCUCGCCGGUCAAGUCCAUUCGCCGGAGUUCCUGGAAUGUGAGCCCUUCCUUUCCUUGCUCCUCCCGGCGACGAGGAGGACUCGUCAUUCAGAGACUUCAGAGUAAUGUGCUUGGUGUGGUGCACAACCAAGCUCGUCCUCUUCGUCUUCUCUUCCUGCGCCGGAAGAUGGCUCGCUCAGCCUAUUACGUUUGACGUGUAUGGAUCCGCCGGGCUAGCGCGCUACUACGCCAAUGGAUGCUUCUGUUGGCUUUCUUAUCAUGAUGAUGAUGAUGCCCAGAUGCUGCUCCUGCUCGACGCACGCAGGAUGGAGUUCUCUGUCGUCAAACUCCCGCCUCCACCCUUGUGGCAGGUGGCCAUCGUGGAGGCAGGACAAGGAAGGCUUGGGAUGCUUACUGUCGAUCUAACUAAACGUGAUGCGCAGCGUCUCUUGUAUGCCGUACAUUCGCAGGACGGGAAUGGCGCAGACCAGUGGCAAUCCAGGCCCGUUAUCCCUUUGCCGGAAAAUUAUCACUAUUGCAUCAGAGGUGUAGCUGGUGGAUACUUACUCCUAAUUGGGUUUCCAAAAGAGAACAGGCCAAUGGUAGACUAUUUUACACUGGAUCUCCAGACUUUCCAGGUUGAGUGGUUCUGUGAGACUGGUGAUUAUCCCAAUGGUCACCUGUAUGCCGAUCUCCCGCCGUCCUUGUCCCCACCAACACUUUGAAGUGGACCUCUCCGGAGAAAUAGGCCAAUGGCAAGGACUCGCAAGCGUGACUGGGUGUCAUGUUAAGGAGAACAAAUGCAAGAGCUUUUGGAAAGGGAAAAUCGGUUUGCAUUCGACAACUGUUUGCAGCCGAGAGGAUAUGAUGCCUCUUUGAGUUACUGAAGAACAAGUAGCAUACACUGGAUGACCGUCGCAUCCACCUUGUUUUUCCUGUUGAAAAUUUCAUAUCGUUUCUGCUAGCAGUGCAGUGCUUUUAUGCCUGGCAAGAGACUAGACUAGCUUAUUAUGUAUCCACCGCCUGAUUGUCUCACUUAAUUCUAGUGCCAACUCUAGUAGUGUCUUUGUUUGAA
Molecule: messenger RNA, 1533 nt
Organism: Hordeum vulgare subsp. vulgare (domesticated barley)
Lineage: Eukaryota; Viridiplantae; Streptophyta; Magnoliopsida; Poales; Poaceae
Exons: 2
Coding region: 57-584 (175 amino acids)
Molecular function (GO): protein binding
Source: RefSeq, a predicted model, not a curated record